Molecule: messenger RNA, 2888 nt
Organism: Cynoglossus semilaevis (tongue sole)
Lineage: Eukaryota; Metazoa; Chordata; Actinopteri; Pleuronectiformes; Cynoglossidae
Gene: map7d3
Product: MAP7 domain containing 3
Exons: 16
Coding region: 356-2254 (632 amino acids)
Biological process (GO): microtubule cytoskeleton organization
Cellular component (GO): microtubule cytoskeleton
Source: RefSeq, a predicted model, not a curated record
CUGUUUACAAGAGAAGAUGGAGCCUGUGGCUCAAACAUGUGAGACGCAGCAGGACAGAGGAGACAGUGUUCACACACACACACAUACAGAAACAAUGUUCAUCUAGCGCUGAGAGAACCAGUUACUGUCCUACACUGGAGAACCUAUAAUCGCUUCGGCUGCACAGGCCCAGGCCCAGGAACGACGCAGUUUGGCUACAAACACUUCCAGACAAACAAGCGAAGCAGCAGCUAAACCUCAAGGCUGCCAACCAGUCAUCAACGGUGCCACCCUAAGAACAGACGAUAGGUUGCGAGUGGCGAGGGAACGACGAGAGGAAGCUGACAGGCAACAAGCUGUCAGAGGGUCUCAGAUCAUGGAGAGGGAUAGAAAAGCCAAAAUGCAGGUUGAACGUCAGCUAGAAGAACGCCAAAAGAAGGUCGAGGAGCAGAGGAGGAAGGAGGAGCUAAGACGAGUGGCUGUGGAGGAGAAAAGGAGGCAAAAACAAGAGGAGGAAAAGGAACAUUAUGAAGCAGUAAUGCGGCGUUCAAUGGAGAGGAGUCAGAGGUCAGAGCAGCGACAGAAGAGAUGGUCAUGGGGAGGAGGCUCCCCCCACUCCAAUGGUUCCACAGAAAAACGCUCCUCAUCUUCCGUAAGCCUGAAACAGUUGAGCGAUGGAACAAUUAGCAAACGCCUCUCGUCCUCUUCUGCUGCUCUUCCCAAGUCCCCUGAACAAAGUAAAGCCUCCGGUCGUACAAUGAAAACAAGAAGUUCUUCCCUGACACGAGUAAGUGUGGGCAGAGCCCAGAUGUCUGCCCAUCCUGAUGUGGAAAUGCCAAAGGAUGAAGAGUUCCACCAGUGCCCUCGGUCAGCCUUGGCCACGCCCAUUCAUCUGCCACCUCGGGGGCCACUGCGUAGCCGGAGCAGCGACCGACAGAAGAGUGGCAUUAUCUGUGCUUCAGCUGAUGUGGCUCUAGACCAAUCAUUGAAGGAAAAACCUCUGGUGUCCCUUGGUCAAAAACGCCCUGUUUCCCCAUCUACCACCUCCCUGGGGCGGAACCGGUCACCCUCCCCAACCCCCAAAAUGGCACCAAAGAGAACUACAUCCCCAGCUGCAGUGAAACAGAUGUCAAGAUCACGCCCCCCAUCACCUGCUGCAGUCAAACAGCGCCCCCCAUCCCCUCACUCUACUUCCACCAAAACCCUGCCCAUCCAGAAACUACCUCUGACUCCAACUGGAGCCAUGACUCUGCGAAAGAGAGACUCUAAGUCCAGAGACACAGUUCCAGUCCAGACAGAGUCCAGAACCAAAGAAAAGGAGGCAGGGACCAACUCUGCUGCUGAGGCAACAAAGAUCCUGGCCCAGAACCGAAGACUGAUGAGGGAACAGAAGGAGGAACAGCAGAGGCUCCAGAGAGAGGAGGAGGAGAAGCAGCAGCAGAGGCUUCAGAAGGAGGAGGAGGAGAAGCAGCAGAGGCUUCAGGAGGAGGAGGAGGAGAAGCAGCAGAGGCUUCAGAAGGAGGAGGAGGAGAAGCAGCAGAGCGUUCAGAAGGAGGAGGAGAAGCAGCAGAGCGUUCAGCGGGAGGAGGAGAGGCUUGAGGAGGAACUGCUGCAACAGGAGGGGGUGGAGAGGAGGCUGAGAGAACAAGAAGAAGUUGGACUGGCAGAAGAAGAAGCCAUGAGGCGAGCAGAGCUUCAAAAGGAACGAGUAGAGGCCGAGACAAAGGCUCAAGAGGAGGCGCAGAGAGUCAGAGAGGAGAGGAACCGGAUCAUGGAACAGAACCAGCAAGAGCGCUUGGAGAGAAGGAAGAGAAUUGAGGAGAUCAUGAGGAGGACCAGGAAAGGAGAGUCCAACGAUGUAAAGAGGGAAGAAGAUGAAGAAAGAAGUUCUGAGGAGAACAGGGAACAUAGCAAUCUUCAGCUGGACCAAGACAAGUGUGACCCAUCUGCUGUGGAACACUUGGAAGAACCUGUGAAUGGAACCACAGAAGAAGGUGAGACUGAGGAGAAAGAAAACCACAGUACAAAGAGCAAACAGUGCCAUGAGCUCAGCAGUCCAGUUCCUAAAGAUGCCUUCAUUCAUGACUCAGGUCUGAAUGGAAAAUCCAACCAGUGGAGCUUUGGAGAACUCAUCGACGUCCACACCAGGACAGAAGACCAGAACCAGGUACGGAUCAACCGGGAAGGGAGUGGAGGUGGGACCAAAGGAACCUUUGGAGAUCCAGAGAACCUCAUCAAGAACAUGUGUUCUAAGCAGCCUUCAGAAGCUCUGUGAGGCCUAAGACCUUCAAUGUUUGAAACGGCUCAGAAGUCAGCGGCGGCUGCUCCAAAGAUCUUCUUGGUCCUGGUUGGACAUCUAAAGCCAUGUGAAGGAAAACUUUCACAGGACACCAAUGUAACAUUUCAGGGAAAUUCCAAAGAUUUCUUUAACAUUGAUUCCAUUGACCUCUUCUGUGCGGGAGCUUUUUGUCUUGUCAUAAUUUAUUCAUGUUAUUAUUGUGGUUUGUGAAGUUCCUGCAAAUGUUUGGUCCUCAGCUGAAGUUUGAGCUUAACCGAAGAAAACAUUUCUAGACUUGUUUUGCAGAAUCUAAAUUAUGGCCUUAUCAUUCUUGACUGUAAAUAAACUUCAUUAUUUAGCACAAACUCCUGUAAAAUUCCUUCAUGUUACUGCCUCCUGCACUUGUUUAUCUUGUGCCUCCAGAAGCAGCUAGGAGCUAACGUGGCAUGUAAGCACUAAUGUGUUGUUGACACUAGGUGCUGUUUUACUACGAUGCCAGCUAGUGUUGUUUCAGCACAAGCUUAGUGUUAUUAUGUAAGCAGUGUUUAACCUCUAAGAUGCUAGCUCCUAGCUGGCGUCUGAGUGGAGUUUGAGCAUUGACGUUUCAUCUCAAACUUUUCACUUAUCUUGU